Molecule: messenger RNA, 1680 nt
Organism: Auanema sp. JU1783
Lineage: Eukaryota; Metazoa; Nematoda; Chromadorea; Rhabditida; Rhabditidae
Source: the annotation of a GenBank genome assembly
AUGAACCAGGUUCGAGCCGAUUAUGAUUUUGACGCUCAACCUGGCUCGGGCGAAAUGAGUAUUCGUAAAGGUGAAAUACUGACAGUCCUCCGAGGGGAUGUUGAAGGUGGUUGGAUUGAAGGACGAAAUACCUCAGGAAAAAUAGGUUUAUUUCCCGAAUCAUAUGUAAGCCCUUACUCUGGACCUCCUGCGGUCUCUCCUCCAAAUUUACCGCCAGCGCCGGUACCGAAGCCACCGCCUGUUCAACCUAGUCGAGCCACUGGAGAUGAUUGGGGAGUUUCUUCAUUUCACCCUCCACCAGCUUCUUAUCCUUCAGUAAAUAAUCCUUCUACCCAAAGCCAAAGCGGCUCUGCGUCUCAAAUAAACGACGAAUUCGAUGAUGAAUGGACAGACGAUGAUGAGAAUGAGGAGCCUGCUCUACCGAAUUCUCAUCAUGCUGUUGCUCCGAACGAUGUUCGAGGAGCUAUCAAUCGCAGCCAGUCAGCCGGUGAUCGGGCAGGUAGUAAAGUUAAUAGAAAUAUAAAUAGGUUUUCAAACUUUGUGAAAUCUGGAAUGGAAGCUUAUGUUCUUGGAGAAUCAAAGAUGAAUGGACAACCAGGGGAAAAGCAUGAGAUUGUGAGCUCUUCCAAUAUGGUUCAAUGGAAGCCAAUUCAGCAGUAUUAUACUUGUACUCUGGGAGACAAAAUAAAGAAAGAAACUAAGUUAAAAGGUUUGAAAAGCUUCAUAGCUUACUCUAUUACGUCGUCUCUCAGAAGAAUUCAAGUUUCAAGACGUUAUAAACAAUUUGAUUGGUUGCAUGAGCAACUAUCAGCUAAAUAUAUUAUGAUUCCCAUUCCACCAUUGCCGGAAAAACAAGUUUCUGGAAGGUACGAGGAAGAUCUGAUCGACCAUAGAAAGCAUAUACUCCAAAUCUGGGUUAACAAAAUUUGUCGGCAUCCAGUUUUAAGUCAGAGUGAAGUUUGGCUUCACUUCAUAAGCUGUACAGAUGAGAAAGAGUGGAAGAAUGGUAAGAGAAAAGCUGAAAAGGAUGAGUAUGUGGGAGGUAAUUUCUUGAACUGUGUAUCCGUCCCUCAAGUGAAGCUGGAUAUUGCCCAUGUCGAAGGUCAAGUUGAGAAGUUUCAAAAAAAUGUCAAGUUCACAGAAGAUGCAACGAAUGUUAUGCAUGGCAGAAUGAAAGAGUUCCAGAAAGUAUAUCAAGGACCUGUAAAAAGUAAUUGGCAGAAGAUGGCUCAUGCUUUCUCUUCCCUGGGUCAAACAUUUAAUGACGAUCAUCCAAAGAGUGGAAAGCUGGCCGCUGCUCUCAAUGUAACAGCCUCUCAAUACCAUUCGAUUGGAGAGGAGUUCGAUGUUCAUACCAGAAACGAUAUGGAACCUGUUGUUGAGGCUUUGUUCUCAUUCAAAGGAACAGUACAAGGAGUCCCUGAUAUUCUUUCCAUUCACAAACAAGCAAUCCAGAAAUACAGAGAAAAUCAGUCCAAAGUUUCAAAUGUUGACGCGGAAAAAAUUAAACAACGGGUGGAUUCCAUCAGUUAUUCCGUUCUUGCAGAAAUGAAUCAUCUGAAUUCUGAAAAGAUCGAAGAUGUUCGCUCAACUAUGGGUACUUACCUUCGCAAGCAAGCAGAUUUUUACCAAAAGCUGGCGAAUCAGUUUGCUAACAUGGCUAGUCAAUACGAUUUCUAA